This is a messenger RNA of Hyaloperonospora brassicae, 3381 nucleotides long. The record is from the annotation of a GenBank genome assembly. Lineage: Eukaryota; Oomycota; Peronosporomycetes; Peronosporales; Peronosporaceae.
AUGGACACCGACGACGAGAGCACAAUGAUGUACUUCCUGCCCGACGGCAUCGCGGACGACUCGCCCCGGAAGAAAACUCAAGCGAAGGCCAGUUUUGGUGCCAUUGGCGGGCGAAGUGCGCCUACUGAACGCGACUCUUCGACAGCCACGUUUCGUGGAGAUCCUGCACAUAUCCUCACGGCUUCAGUGGCUCCGAACCUGAGGAGUAACACGCGUUCACGCGAACUGUAUGCCCAUCGCCGCCCUGCACUGGAGACGUCACCUUUUGGGUCAAAUGGAAGCUCGAUUGCGUCCAACAGUCCUUCCAGCUUUUUCCCAUCUAAUUUGGGAGGAGAAGGGCACGGACCACGAGUAUCUGGAGACUUUGGGGACAGCGGGCGAUCCAUUUUGAGAUCAAGUGGACAUUUCGGGGUUGGAAGACCGUAUGGAUCCAGAUUGUCGGCCGAUACUGAAGCGAUGCGAUUGCGGACCUCAGUGUUUGAUCGCGAACAGAAAGCUGCCAAGAGCUUUGUCUCUGCGCAGAGAGAGUUCGAGAGAAGUACUGGGGUGACUGGAUCUUAUGGCACAGUGGCUCAGCACUACUACCGGGGGGAGAUAUCGACGCCAUGCUUGAACACUAGAGAAAGUGACGCGUCGUGUAUAUUGACUACAACCAAGACGUGGCCGGUCUCGGGGACAACAUCGCAGCCGCGUCGCCUGUUACGUCGCCCACCGGGACUGGCUGGCCCUCCUGGGCUUGAGGAGUCUAGUAUGGUGAAUGGAGCGCAGUCUUAUAUGAACGUGCGGGGUGGAAGUAACUUGAUACAGUCGCCAGCGUAUCAGACCCAAUCUGAUCCUUACCACUACCCGACGCCGUCACGUGUGGCUGGUGGAAGAGCUUCGAGCACAGAUUACUUGAGUGGCAAGGACCAGGGCAAUCAAAGUUUACCCUACAGCUCGAGCUCGUCAUCUGGUGCGUAUGGAAACAGCUUGUCACACGAUCAGACCCAUCGCCGAGCUGCGCCGAACCGGGAAUCAGUCGAGCCGAACACGCAUUCGGUGAAAGUGCGUCAGGUAGAUGGUAGACAUGCUCGACAAGCGGCCGGCUCAUCAUCAGCGAUGCACGAUUCCCGCACACCAACGACGUCGAGACGAGUUGAUGUACAGUCGAUGUCAAAGACACCGUGGAGCCUAAAGAAAGCUCGACAUGAUCGAAACAAGUCCGAAGGUUCGUCGAAUCUGCGAGUAAAUGCAUUGGAGUUCAGCACAGAUGCCAUGAACGUUUUGAGACCGAGAUCCCCAGCAAGACCGAAUCGCUCGGAUCGCUGGCGUGAUACGGCGUCUCCUAUGACCGCAAGCUCCUCUUCUUCGAACGAGAACUACCGUAGCAGUAGUGACUCAUCAGGGCCGAGAGGCGGGGGUCGCUACCAGGCCAGCAACAAUGGCGAAUCGUCUCCGAUGCUGGGCACCGUCAGCAAAGAAAGCCGCGUGAUGGAAACAGCGAGUCGGGCAAAAACGCCUGGAUCUUUGGUUACCUCUCGACAUGUUGAAAGUGAUAGUCCUGUCGAGUCAGCUACGCUUGAGUCCUGUAAACCGAGACGCCAUGAGGAAAGCAAAGUUCCAAGUCGUGGCACCUCAACGAUGACCUCCGCGCGAGUGAGCGAGAAAGGGGCAGGCAUCACCGGUCGCCAAGUGUACCGAAAGAAAAAGAGAACGGGGGAGAGCUCAAAAGAUGUGACGGUUCCGGAUGAAGUCGCACCGACUUUUGCCAGUGCACCAUUGAGUUUGCAUACAGUUGAAGCAAGUAGUGAAGGCAUCACGACUGGAGGAGGUUUAUACAAACAUGGGAAAAACUCGGCACGUGAUACUGCAAGCAGUGUUUCACCAAAGACAUCAGAGACUAUUUCGGACAUGGACGACAUUGCAGAACCCGAUUCUACUACCGUGAAAAGAACUGUUGGGAAGCACGGCGAAUCAGCGAGUAGUCGCGGUGUCGAUGCAGCGGACGACGACAAAGGCAUAUCACUAGUUGCUGGCUCGUCUCAUGGUACACCGGCCGCGGAUUCUGCAAAUAGUACGGAACGUGGCCAGCUAUCAUGCCCGAGUACGUCGUAUAGCGAUGGGACGAAAGAGCCGUGCAUACUGCAGUCGGAUGCUACAAGAGCAACGGUGUCCGUCGAUCAAGAGCUUGGAAAGCCGAAGAAGUCGGGGAGAAAAGAAGCCGUAUUGGCUGUACCUCGAACGGAAAACAGCAACUCGCGCGCAACAACCGCUGCAGUCGUGGCAUCUCUGUUUCCGGGUUCUCCAAGCGCUGCAAAUGUUGACAAGGAAGACCGUGCGAAGGAACACAACAACGAGAAGACCAAAAAGGAAAAGACGGAAAAGAAGAAGACUUCUCGCGCAAAGAAACACAAGCGACAGCCAUCUCUGGUUCCUGCGGCAGCAGACGCGACACAGCCCGACAACUUGGUGGUGAAUGCACAAGAAGAGACACCGAAAGUAUUGUCCCCUAAAAGUCUUUUGCUGUUCGCGUUGAUAACUCGGAUACUGCGCAUUUGGGGCUCAGCAGCCUAUUCGGCUGGACAGCCUGCUUUUGUACGAAUACGAAAUGGCUACGCUCGGGUUGUCGAAUGGUUCGACGCAAACGGUCCGUUUGCUGCUGCUCUUUCUUACGUGGAAUCGGUACUAGCGAUGGUGGUCAGCAUGUUGCUGCUGUUCUCUCUGCAUGCUGUGUCAUGGUUCAUCCACAUCCACCGAGUCGCGUUCCGCGCGAUCGUGACUCAUCAUCACAUCGGAUUCAGCUUCGCUUUCCUGUAUGGCUUUCCGUAUCUGGUCCAGCAUGUUUUCCCAUGGGCACCACCUUGGGCGCCCGUGUGCCUCUGGUAUGCGUUCCUAGUUCAACUGUUUUGCACGAAUGGGCCAACAGCUAUCGUCACGACAUUCCGAGUGAUCAUACCGCUCGUCUUUCUGAUCGAGGGCAUUUCUCACCACAGUUUUCUUCUGGAUUUGAACGGUGCGGAGCUUCUGCUCACUUCGUUCAUCAUUUCCGCGCUAAAGACGAGCAGCCUGUGUUCGCCGAUCUUUUUCCUGUCACUAGCGACACAGUGUUUGCUUGCUGUUUUCCUAGGAUCAGAACUGAUUGUGCAAUGGCUGCAGUUGGCACUGGCACUCUACUCGCUGCAUGCUAUGGCUGCGAGCGACGACGAAUGGAUCGGUAUCCGAGAAGAAGAAGACGACCUGUCAUGCCGCCUCGUAUCGAUGCAUCAUUCAAUCGCAACUUACAACCACCGCCCUGCGCCAUCAGGUCCCGUGUCCGUCCAAAAGACUAAGCGGCCAGACCUUCGAGCUUUGGCAUAUGCCCGUGGACGCAAGGCGCGUCAAUGGUCCCCUUUCUCGCGUUGA